GCUCCGCGCGCGGGCACGCCCCGCCGCGAGCUCCCCUCAGCGCGCCCGCCCGCGCCCGUGGCCGCAGUUCCCGCGUUGCGGUGACGUCAGGCGGGGGCGGGGCCGGAGGCGGUGGCGCAAGAUGGCGGCGACCACGGGCGCGGGAGUAAAAGUUCCUCGUAAUUUUCGUCUUUUGGAAGAACUUGAAGAAGGUCAGAAGGGAGUAGGGGAUGGAACAGUUAGCUGGGGCCUUGAAGAUGAUGAAGACAUGACACUUACAAGAUGGACAGGAAUGAUUAUUGGGCCUCCAAGAACAAUUUAUGAAAACAGAAUAUACAGCCUUAAAAUAGAAUGUGGGCCUAAGUAUCCAGAAGCACCUCCAUUUGUAAGAUUUGUAACAAAAAUUAAUAUGAAUGGAGUAAAUAGUUCUAAUGGAGUGGUGGACCCCAGAGCCAUAUCAGUCCUAGCAAAAUGGCAGAAUUCUUAUAGUAUCAAAGUUGUUCUGCAAGAGCUUCGGCGUCUAAUGAUGUCUAAAGAAAAUAUGAAACUUCCUCAGCCACCUGAAGGACAAUGUUACAGCAAUUAAUUAAAAAAAAAACAACAACAUGCCCCCCCCUUAUUCAAUUUAAGCUGUCUUCAUUUUCCACAGUAGUAAAUUUUCUAGAUGCAUCUUGUAGACCUCAAAAUACUGGAAAGGAAGUUCCCAUUCAAAGGAAGUUUUUCUUGAGAUACUGUAAAUGAUACUAAUUUUUUUUUUUCAUUUGAAAUAUAAGUUGUGCUAUAACAAAUAAUCCUGUCGUGUAACCACUGUCCACAUAGCUGAACUUCUGGUAUCAGGAAAAGUCUAUUUAAAUUUAUUCCUGUCAAGACCAGUGUGGCACAUCCAACUUAACUGUGAAAGGAUCCAUCCCACAAUCACCUUGCUGUGUGUCUGGCCUGGGUUAUUUUUUUCUUUCUCUGUCUUUUGCAAUAGAGUCGAAGCUCAGGGCUAUUUAUUAGAGUAGACACAAAGGUUUUUGCUUCCAGUACUACACUGGGCUGUAUGGACUACUACUGGGGAUGUGUGCUAACCUCAGUCAUCCCUCCCUUUGUGCUCGCUCUAGUAAAGGCUGAAUGUGA
This is a messenger RNA of Haemorhous mexicanus (house finch), 1098 nucleotides long. RefSeq names its product ubiquitin conjugating enzyme E2 V1 (gene UBE2V1). The coding region runs from base 122 to 565 and encodes 147 amino acids. The transcript has 4 exons. Gene Ontology annotation, biological process: protein K63-linked ubiquitination; DNA damage tolerance. The record is from RefSeq and is a predicted model, not a curated record. Lineage: Eukaryota; Metazoa; Chordata; Aves; Passeriformes; Fringillidae. Gene Ontology annotation, cellular component: nucleus.